CUGCUGGAGGAAAAUUUUCGUGGAUUUCCAGCAGAAGGGGCAGUGGCUGUUUUAACUGCUUCCUCUAGAGAUCGGAGACGUCGGAGAAGGCAUUCUUAUUUACCGACCAAGAAAGUCCUCCCCCCGCCCUCCAUUAGCUAAUUAAAACAUCUCCAGGAACAUAGCCGACACGAGUUGCAUCAUUUUUCUUGAAGUCAUUCAUUGUUCCAGUGACCUUUCCCUCAUUGCUGAGUCCUUUGGAGUUAUGUCAACAACUGCCUUAAUUACUUUGGUCAGAAGCGGUGGGAACCAGGUGAGAAGGAGAGUACUGCUGCGCUCCUGCAGGCGGGUGACACCCCAGUGCCACAGCUCCACUUCAGAGCCCAGGUGUUCUCGGUUUGACGCAGACGGUAGUGGGCGUCCAGCGACCUGGGACAGUUUUGGGAUCUGGGAUAACCGCAUCGAUGAGCCAAUUCUCUUGCCACCCAGCAUUAAGUAUGGCAAGCCAAUUCCCAAAAUCAGCUUGGAAAACGUGGGCUGCGCCUCGCAGAUUGGCAAACGGAGAGAGAAUGAGGAUCGGUUCGACUACGCUCAGCUGACAGAUGAGAUCCUGUACUUCGCGGUGUAUGAUGGACACGGCGGACCUGCAGCUGCCGAUUUCUGUCACACCCACAUGGAGAAAUGUAUUAGGGAUUUGCUUCCUAAGGAGAAGAACUUGGAAACUGUGUUGACUUUGGCUUUUCUAGAAAUAGAUAAAGCCUUUGCAAGUCACUCCCACCUGUCUGCGGAUGCAACUGUUCUGACCUCUGGGACUACCGCAACAGUAGCCCUGUUGCGAGAUGGUAUUGAACUGGUUGUAGCCAGUGUUGGGGACAGCCGGGCUAUUUUGUGUAGAAAAGGAAAACCCAUGAAGCUGACCACUGACCAUACUCCAGAAAGAAAAGAUGAAAAGGAAAGGAUCAAGAAAUGUGGUGGUUUUGUAGCUUGGAAUAGUUUGGGACAGCCUCACGUAAAUGGCAGACUUGCAAUGACAAGGAGUAUUGGAGAUCUGGAUCUUAAAGCCAGUGGUGUGAUAGCAGAACCUGAGACAAAGAGGAUUAAGCUACAGCAUGCUGACGACAGUUUCCUGGUUCUCACUACGGAUGGAAUUAACUUCAUGGUGAACAGUCAAGAGAUUUGUGACUUUGUGAAUCAGUGCCAUGAUCCCAACGAAGCAGCUCAUGCAGUGACUGAACAGGCAAUACAGUAUGGUACUGAAGAUAACAGUACUGCAGUAGUAGUGCCUUUUGGUGCCUGGGGAAAAUAUAAGAACUCCAGAAUCAACUUCUCAUUCAGCAGAAGCUUUGCCUCCAGUGGACGAUGGGCCUGAUUGUGAGCUGGGACGUGGAGUUUCUGUGCAACAGUUUUUCACUGAGCAUAUCAAGAAACUAUUAGGAUCAAAAAAGUUGCCUGUACCAGUGUGACCUUGUGACUCACUAGAUCAGUACCCAAGUCAGUGUAAACUUCAUAACCAUUUACAUUGUAGUGUUUUCAUAAGUACUCAUCAUACUUUUGCUUAACUAUACAUGCUCGAUAUAAAUGUAUGUGUAAUUAGCUAUUGUGAAUCUCUAAGUUCAAUGAGCAAAAAUAAGAAGUGGUUUUGUUACACUUGAUGACUUGAUGAGAGUGUUAGAUUCCUAAUUUUUAAAAAUCUUAGGCAGCUGUGGGUUUCUUAUGAUCAUUUUUGUUCUUUAUUCAUUUGAACAGGUUCUUCAAGUUCUUUAAAACUAGUCAGUUUGAAUUUCGACAGCUAUUGAAUGUAUUAUCUGCAAGUGUUUAUUUUUAGUAACUAUACCAAGGAGUAAGUGUGAAAACUGAGUUCUCUGUUGCCAUAUUUUGUAUUCUGGACCACUUACUGGUAAUGUAAUCAUGCAAAAGAAAUUAAUCCAAAUAGUAUGAUAUUGCUAAAUUAUAUACAUAUUUAUAAGUAACACACUUGUGUAUUUAGACUGUCACGGCUUUCCCUCCCAUUCAUUCCUAUUUUUCUGUAAUUAAGAAUGUUAUAUAGAGGUGACUAUUCAUUAAUAUCAGAGAAGAAAGCACAGGCCAAGCGUCUUUUGGUCAAAAGAAUACAAAGUUAAAUACUGACAGUUUCAAGUAUUUUGUAUAAAAUUUUCAUUUGUUAUCUCUAACUCUAUGUUUUGUGUUUUGUAUAUAGUAUGUUUAUAUCACUUUUUGUGUAGAGUAAGCAAGUUGGAUAAUUUGUUAGUAAAAAUAAUGCCACAUUGACUGACAAUGCUAUAGACAUAGCCUAAGGUUUAUGUCUCCUUUUCGCUCAUUUCUAAAACCUAUGAAAAAGAAUAAAUCUAAAACAAACAUGAAAACAUUUUGUAGGUCAGCUUGCUAUGUAAUCUAGGAGUGUAAAGCUAUACUUCUUACCUGCAUGUAAUUUUGUUGUUAAAAUGUGAAUCUCUAAACGUGUGUUUGGAAUUACAUCUGCAGUUUAUUUAUGCAAACUAUGUAAAUUUGUUACAUGAGUGGAUGUGUGUAAAUAUGUAUAUUUUGGAGUAAUAUAAAAUUAAAGGGAGCAGUUCUGCAUAGCUUCCUCACCAGUUGGCUUUUUAAAAAUCUUUUUUGGCAGGUGGCUGGUAUGGGGAUCUGAACCUACCAGUUAGCUUUAAGUCCUUAAGACUUUUGAUAAACUGAGGGCAGUUUUCUUACAGGGGAGAACCAGUGGUUAUUGGCAGAUGAGGAAAUAGAUUAAAAAUGGCUGUAGGAGAUAUUUUAUGAGGGGUAAUUUACCUGGAAAAGCCAGGGUCAGAGCCAGCACGCUGAAGCUAUAUUGCGAAAUGGUAAUUUGUCUGUAAAAUAAUAGAUUGUGAGAAAGAUACUCAGUGUUAAGAAUGACAUGGAAUUUUGUGGUAGAAAUGAACAACAACAAAAAAAAAAUGAAAAAGUUGAUGUAAUAUAUACCUUCGACUCUUGGUUUUCAGAGUUGACUUUUUUUCUUUCUUUAAGCUUUAUUUAAAGGUUAUUAGAAGGAAGAGGGCCCAAUAUAAAUAUUCACAUCUUCUCACCUUUUGGGGAAUGGAAGAAAAUAAAUCUUGAAUUUUCCUGCCUGUUAAUCAGGAAUUGUCCUUUGAAAAAAAGUGCUACAUAAAUGUUUUGCAAAAAUGUUCAAGGCAGUUAGGUGAAAGAAGGAAAAACACUGAGAGAUGAAGAACCAAAGUAGACUAGUAAAGCUGGGAAAAUUUCUUGCUAUUUCUGAGCUCCUAACUAAAGCACAGAAUAAAUGUGGAAGCUACAUUUAGGAGUAUGGUAAACCCUGAACCAUUCUUUUUUUUUUUUUUUAAUUUUUAAUUUUUUGAUGGUUGGCUGGUACCUGGAGCUGAACCCUUGACCUUGGUGUUAGAACACUGCACUGUAUCAAAUGAGCUAACUGGCCAGCCUGCAAGUAUAAGUUCUUAAGUUGCCUCUAUAUUAAAAAAUAAAUGCAGUGCUGCUCUUUAUCAGUUGUUCAUUUGUUUUAACACUGCAUUCUAACCAGCUGAGCUAACCAGCCAGCCCCCCCAACCCCCCAUUAAGCACUUCAAAGUCUUACACAUUUUUCUGGGGAAAAAAAUACAGUUUGGAGGGAUCAGUUUUGAUUCUCUCUGAUGUGAACUUUCUCCAAGUUCCAACAUUUAAAAAAAAAAAUUACUUCAAAGAAUUAUUAGCUCAUAAUCUAAAAAAUAGAAAUUAAUUAUUAUUAUUAUUUUGGUGGCUGGCCAGUAUGGGGAACCGACCAUUAUUUUUUUUAAGUGAAAUUUGAUUUGUUUUUAGGAUCUUGGCAAAGAAUGAAUGGGCCUCUUUAAUACCAGACAGGACAUUUAGUUUCCUUUCUAAGAGUGGACAUGGAUUUAAUUUCAUGGUAAUAUGAUAUUAAGAAAAUACUUCAAGGGAGUUUAGCAUUAAACAGUUAAAUACAAGCAUGCAUUUUGUAUUUUCCUUUACCAACUCAAUAGUUCUCAUAUACCCAUGUCUGUUAAAAGUGACAGGAGAUUCUGGUUGGGUUACAUUUUCUCGUGUUUAUCAGAUAAAUUCACUUAUGGAUGACUUAAGCAGAAAUAAAAAGUCAUGUUUUACAAUGUGAAGAAACCCCUGAUGGCCCAAGUGUUGUUUUCAGCAUUUAGGAUGAGACCGAUUGAUGCACUGGCAGCUUCCAUUGAUUGUUAGGUGGUUGAAAUGGUUCAUUGGUAUUGUGGGCUCUUCUUCCAACUCCAAGAGAAUGACUCAUCCACCAUUGGAUUCCAGUAUAGAAUAUGGCAAGCCUGGAACACUGAUCAAUUUAAUCCUAAAUUAAAUUAAUUUCUCCUGAAGUGCUCUUGGGUGCAUUUGUUUUAUGAUUUACUAAAGUACUACCUGGAUGUAUAGUGCCUCCUAUAGUGAGUUGAUGUAAUUGCUGCUUUGGCCAUUGUUUGAAAUGUACUGUAUGUGUUAGAGGAACUGUGAGCAGACUAAAAUCACAUUAUCUGAGUGUUCAAAAUAUCAGUCUAAUAAAAUACAUGUGUUAAAUA
Molecule: messenger RNA, 4514 nt
Organism: Cynocephalus volans (Philippine flying lemur)
Lineage: Eukaryota; Metazoa; Chordata; Mammalia; Dermoptera; Cynocephalidae
Gene: PPM1K
Product: protein phosphatase, Mg2+/Mn2+ dependent 1K
Exons: 7
Coding region: 245-1348 (367 amino acids)
Biological process (GO): peptidyl-threonine dephosphorylation
Cellular component (GO): cytosol; mitochondrion; nucleus
Molecular function (GO): protein serine/threonine phosphatase activity; cation binding
Source: RefSeq, a predicted model, not a curated record